Messenger RNA from Nicotiana tabacum (common tobacco), 2195 nucleotides. RefSeq names its product folate synthesis bifunctional protein, mitochondrial-like. The record is from RefSeq and is a predicted model, not a curated record. NCBI's taxonomy places the organism in Eukaryota, Viridiplantae, Streptophyta, Magnoliopsida, Solanales, Solanaceae. Gene Ontology annotation, molecular function: 2-amino-4-hydroxy-6-hydroxymethyldihydropteridine diphosphokinase activity; dihydropteroate synthase activity. Gene Ontology annotation, biological process: tetrahydrofolate biosynthetic process.
CUUUUUACCCCCCUUUAUGUGUUUUUCCCUAUCUUUUUGUGCUCUAUUUAUCAUAAAGUUACGAUCUUUGUAAGGUUCUGAUGUAAUUGGUAUGUGUUCAAUUUACCCUUGAAGAGGGGAUGUGGAUUGAAAUGUUUAAUUAGAUUAGUAUUAGUGCAAUUAAUGACAUUAAUGGAAUACUAUUCCUCUACUACAGUUUUUCCAAAUAAAUUAUAAAGUCAUAUUUAUCUUUUUAAAUAGUAAUAAGCCUUGGUGUGUAGAGUUAUAUGAUAUCUAUGUAGAUUAAAAAAGGAAAACUUAUUGCAACUACGGACGUGAACAGAUGCUUUCUCAUUAGACUAUUUUAACCGAUUGUUUAUGUCGAGCCUACGCUACGAUUCUUCUUCUCUUAUGAAAUUUCUAGUUAGAUGAACACAACUCUGCUGCAUGACGGAGUGAUCUUUCCCUCUUAUGAAAGCCGGUAUCUCACUUUCGAAAGAGAGUCUCGAUGUGGCGGUGUAGACCUAGCUCCAUAGCUGGGCUAGUCAGCAACUACCAUGUGAGAUAGUCGAGCACGGGGCAUUUAUAGUAUCCAUUCGUCCCCGGAUUGUGUGGUGGAAGUGCAUUCCUCGGAGCAGGAAGUAAUAAUUGCUUUGGGAAGUAAUGUGGGUAACAGACUUCAGAAUUUUGAUGAAGCAUUGCACCUAAUGAAGAAAUCAGGUAUACAAAUUACCAGGCAUGCUUGCUUAUACGAGACAGCGCCUGCUUAUGUAACUGAUCAGCCUCGGUUUCUAAAUUCUGCUGUUAGAGGUAUCACGAAACUAGGGCCUCACGAGUUGUUGGGAGUGCUCAAGAAGAUCGAGAAGGACAUGGGUCGUACAACUGGAGUAAGAUAUGGUCCUAGACCUAUCGACUUGGAUAUUCUGUUUUAUGGGAAGCUCAAGAUUCAUUCCGAGAUACUUGAUGUUCCACAUGAAAGAAUCUGGGAGAGACCAUUUGUUGUCGCACCUUUGAUUGAUCUACUCGGUUCAGACAUAGAUAGCGAUACAGUUGCAAGUUGGCAUUCGUUUUCGAAACAUUCAAGUGAUCUUUUCGAGUUGUGGGAGAAACUAGGAGGUGAAUCUCUUGUAGGGAGAAAUGGGAUGAAAAGGGUAUUGCCAGUUGGAAACAAUCUAUGGGACUGGUCUUCGAAAACCUCUGUUAUGGGUAUUCUGAAUUUGACUCCGGACAGUUUUAGUGAUGGCGGGAAGUAUCUAUCCGUCGAAGCAGCAGUUUCCCAAGUUCGGUUAAUGCUCUCAGAGGGUGCAGAUAUAAUUGAUUUUGGUGCACAAUCUACACGUCCAAACGCUUUAAAGAUAACUGUUGAAGAAGAAUUAGAUAGACUAAUUCCUGUUAUAGAGGCCGUUAACAAGAUGCCCGAGGUUGAGGGGAAGCUUUUAUCUGUGGAUACCUUCUAUUCAGACGUUGCUUCAGAAGCAGUCAAGAAUGGGGUUCAUCUUGUAAACGAUGUAUCUGGUGGACGGUUGGAUUCCAAUAUGCACAGUGUCGUUGCAGCUCUUCGAGUACCCUUUAUAGCAAUGCAUAUGAGAGGUGAUCCGUCUUCAAUGCAAAAUCCCGAGAACUUGCAGUACAACGAUGUUUGUAAGGAUGUGGCGUUUGAACUUUAUGAGAGGCUCGAGGAAGCAGAGUUAGCCGGUAUUCCUGCUUGGAGGCUAAUACUUGACCCAGGAAUCGGAUUCUCCAAAAAUACUGAACAUAAUUUGGAUAUUCUAACGGGUUUGACAACAAUUCGAAGUGAGAUUGCAAGGAGGAGCUUGGCGUUGUCUCGUGCACCUUUCUUGAUUGGACCGUCUAGAAAGAGAUUCCUAGGGGAAGUCUGUGCUCGCCCUGCUGCAGAAGAACGAGAUCCAGCAACUGUUGCUGCUGUAACUACAGGGGUUCUGAAUGGUGCCAAUAUUGUAAGAGUACAUAAUGUUCGAUAUAAUGCAGACGCCCUUAGGCUGUGUGAUGCGUUAUUGGAAAGGAAACUGUAUGCUUAGAUAAAACAGUUAACACGAGCUAUGUUUUGUUUUUGCCUCAUUCUUUUCUCAUUGUAAAACAUAUAUCAGUCUGAGAUUUGUGUUUUUGCAAAAGAACUCAAAGCUGAAAUGAUAUAACCAGAAAGAGCAAAGUUUUGUGAGUAAACAUUUUACUUGCAAGAUAACUAGUUCCUUGAU